AAUAAGAAGCUGGUUGAGCUGCUGAGGAGGAAAGUUCGUCUUGCCCAGCCUUAUGCUGGUGUUUUUCUUAAAAAGGAUGAUAACAACGAAUCAGAUGUGGUGGAGGAUCUGAACGAAAUCUACCAGAUGGGAACUUUUGUACAGAUUCAUGAGAUGCAGGACCUUGGAGACAAGUUGCGUAUGAUAGUCAUGGGACACCGAAGGAUUCGUAUAAACAAGCAACUAGAGGUUGAGCCUGAGGAGCCCGAGAACAAACAGAAAAUGAGAAGGAAACAGAAGCGCUCUAGGAAAGAGGCUGAAGAGGAACCUGGAGCAAAAGACCAAGCUGUGGAAGUGGUCCUAGAUCCUGUAACUGCUCCCUCGCAGGAAGUUCUCAUGGUAGAAGUAGAGAACGUGGUUCAUGAAGAUUUUCAGAUCACAGAAGAGGUUAAAGCGCUUACUGCAGAAAUUGUCAAAACAAUCCGGGACAUCAUUGCCUUGAACCCUCUGUACAGAGAGUCUGUACUUCAGAUGAUGCAGGCUGGACAACGUGUGGUAGAUAACCCCAUCUAUCUGAGUGACAUGGGUGCGGCACUGACGGGGGCAGAGUCGCAAGAACUUCAAGACAUCUUGGAAGAAACCAAUAUUCCCAAACGGCUUUACAAAGCCCUCUCCCUUCUAAAGAAGGAAUACGAGCUGAGCAAACUUCAGCAGCGGCUUGGAAGGGAGGUUGAGGAGAAGAUCAAGCAAACGCAUCGCAAAUAUCUUCUCCAAGAGCAGUUGAAGAUCAUUAAGAAAGAGCUAGGUCUGGAAAAAGAGGACAAGGAUGCGAUAGAAGAGAAAUUCCGUGAGCGACUCAAGGAGCUGGUAGUGCCAAAACACGUCAUGGAUGUGAUUGAUGAAGAGUUGAACAAGUUGGGCUUGCUGGAUAAUCACUCCUCAGAGUUCAAUGUUACACGGAACUACUUGGACUGGCUGACAUCCAUCCCCUGGGGUAAGUGUAGUGAGGAGAACCUGGAGCUGAGCAGAGCCCGAGCAGUUCUGGAGGAGGAUCAUUAUGGAAUGGAUGAUGUCAAGAAGCGAAUUCUGGAGUUCAUAGCGGUCAGCCAGCUGCGAGGAUCCACCCAGGGGAAGAUCCUGUGUUUCUACGGCCCCCCCGGGGUCGGCAAAACCAGCAUCGCCCGCUCCAUUGCCAGAGCCCUGAACAGAGAGUACUUCCGCUUCAGCGUGGGCGGCAUGACUGAUGUAGCAGAAAUUAAAGGACACAGGAGGACGUAUGUUGGAGCAAUGCCGGGAAAAAUCAUCCAGUGUCUGAAGAAGACCAAGACAGAGAAUCCACUUAUACUAAUCGAUGAGGUGGAAAGAAGAGGAUAGCAAGGGGAUCCAUCCUCAGCCCUCCUAGAGCUGUUGGACCCAGAACAGAACUCCAACUUCUUGGAUCAUUACCUUGAUGUUCCUGUGGAUUUAUCAAAGGUACUUUUUAUUUGUACUGCCAACGUAACGGAAACCAUUCCAGAGCCACUGCGGGAUAGAAUGGAGGUGAUCAACGUAUCGGGAUACGUAGCAGAAGAGAAACUUGCAAUUGCAGAGAGGUACUUGGUCCCUCAAGCACGAGUUCUUUGUGGCUUGGAUGAACAGAAAGCCCAGAUCACCUCGGAUGUCCUGACUGUUCUCAUCAAGCAGUACUGCAGGGAGAGUGGGGUGAGGAAUCUGCAGAAACAAGUGGAAAAGGUAUUGAGGAAAUCUGCCUAUAAGAUUGUGAGUGGAGAAGCAGAGACGGUCCAAGUAACACCUGAAAACCUGCAGGAUUUUGUAGGAAAGCCCAUCUUCACUGUGGAUCGCAUGUAUGAAACCACUCCACCAGGGGUGGUGAUGGGUCUGGCCUGGACAGCUAUGGGCGGUUCCACUCUGUUUGUUGAAACAUCCCUGAGGCGACCCAAAGACAAGGAGAACAAGGACGGGUCCCUUGAAGUAACAGGGCAGCUGGGAGAUGUGAUGAAAGAGAGCGCCAAAAUCGCUUACACGUUUGCACGAGCCUUUCUCAUGCAGAGGGAGCCCAGCAAUGACUUCCUCAUGUCUUCCCAUAUCCACUUGCAUGUGCCAGAGGGAGCAACACCGAAGGACGGACCAAGCGCAGGGUGCACCAUAGUAACAGCUUUGCUGUCACUGGCCAUGAAUUGUCCAGUGAGGCAGAACGUGGCCAUGACUGGAGAGGUGUCAUUAACUGGAAAAAUUCUUCCUGUUGGUGGAAUCAAGGAGAAGACAAUUGCGGCGAAGCGGGCAGGCGUUACCUGCAUCAUCCUGCCAUCAGAGAAUAAAAAGGAUUAUUACGACCUUGCCGGGUUCAUUACAGAAGGACUAGAGGUGCAUUUUGUUGAGCACUACAAGGAGGUGUAUGAUAUAGCCUUUCCAAAGCUGGAUUCUGCUGGAGGAUGACGUUCAGUGACCUGAUGGCUGGGAAGUGGUCUGUCCUCAG
Molecule: messenger RNA, 2455 nt
Organism: Apaloderma vittatum (bar-tailed trogon)
Lineage: Eukaryota; Metazoa; Chordata; Aves; Trogoniformes; Trogonidae
Gene: LONP1
Product: lon peptidase 1, mitochondrial
Exons: 17
Biological process (GO): protein quality control for misfolded or incompletely synthesized proteins; chaperone-mediated protein complex assembly; mitochondrion organization
Cellular component (GO): mitochondrial matrix
Molecular function (GO): ATP binding; single-stranded DNA binding; ATP hydrolysis activity
Source: RefSeq, a predicted model, not a curated record